AUGAAAAUCUGCGAGAGCAAGCUGCCCAUCAUCCCGAUCGAGGACGCCAAGCACUACUCGUGCAGCGAGGAGAACGACACCAUCAACCUGGAGAACAACUCGAACGACCUGAACAGCUACCAGAAUUUCCUGAUCGGCAGCUCGCCGCACGACGGGGUGCGCAAGUGCAGGGAGAAGCACAUGCACCCGUUGGUAAAGAAGGAGAAGGGCGCGCAGAAAAAUUGCAGCCAUGUUGGGAGUCACGUAGGGAGUCACGCUGGCAGCCAUGUAGGAAGUCACGCAGGCAGCCAUGUAGGAAGCCAUGUAGGAAGCCACCUAGGCAGCCACUCAUGCGGCCACCGCACCCGCAUGCGCACGUCCACCCGCGGCAACAAUGAGAAGGGGCUAAAUUUGAUCAAAAGGAAGAAGGGGGUGAUGCGGAAGGACCCAUACGGAAGUACGCACUUGGUAUUGGGCAACCUGCGAAGCGGUAGAAAGUUAAAAAAAAAACUGCUGUGGAAUAAUUACUAUGGAGACCAAAACACAAACGUGUCUGAGCUGUCCUACAUAAAAGAAUUUGAAAACAACUCCUUUAUGCACGACAAUAGUCACCACAUGAUAGUGUACGAAAAUAAGUACCCAGAUUAUAGUGCACUAAGUAAGAGGGAAAAGAGGAGCGAAAAAAUAAAAAACUUCUUUGUGUACUCACCAGAUAUUAUCCAGAGAUGGAUCAGAGUCAUUUUCAAUGUCAUCAUAACGUCCCUAAUAGUGACGCUGAUUUAUUUUACAUUCGUGUCCGUUAGGGAGGAUAUAAAUAAGAAAGUAGCCAUUCAAAUGCAAAAUGUAAAGGAAGAAUCUGACGCUUGUAAGAAGCAGUACUAUGCCCAUAAAUGUGGUACCGUAAAUUUACCCAUUCUGAAUGACAAAUGUGAGGAAUGGCUAAGGUGUAUGAAGACAGAUCACAAGCUAUAUCAAGACUUUUCUUUCCUAUCUGCUCAAAUGUUGGGUCAGCUGAUUAACGCCUUUAUUGUUCAGUUUGAAUGGAAGAGCAUUUGUGUGAUUGCUUUUAUUUUCCUUUUAAUUUUUAUUGGUAGUAAUUAUGCCUUAUCGAUUGGUGGAGGGGGGGGGACUAGAGGAAAUGCGAAUAAUGAGUAUAAUGUGUACAGCCCUCAUAUGGGUCAUCCUCCUAUGCACCCUAAUGGGAAUAUCCCUCCUUUCCCCUACUACCACUUUUAUCCUUUCAUGCCACAAGGUGUGAGUUAUGGCGGAUCGAGUAGCAACCCUGACGUCCCAGUGAUGAGUAAUCCCUUUCUACAAAAUAAAUUUUAUUCCAAUGGCAGUCUGGGCAGACCCGGGGGGUACCCCCCGACGAAUUAUAGCUACCUGAAUCAGUACACGAACAACAGCGAGAACAAUGCCUCCACGCAGUCCAACGGUAGGAGCAAGGACUACUCCGAGGCGUACACUGGCCCCCCCAAGAAGGACGCCAAGCGCGGCUCCAAGAAGCUGGGCUUCCUGAAGUACCUCACCCCGGACUUUAAGUAG
Messenger RNA from Plasmodium vivax (malaria parasite P. vivax), 1524 nucleotides. RefSeq lists its product as hypothetical. The record is from RefSeq and is a predicted model, not a curated record. Gene Ontology annotation, cellular component: nuclear membrane; nuclear envelope. The transcript has a single exon. Bases 1 to 1524 code for a protein of 507 amino acids. NCBI's taxonomy places the organism in Eukaryota, Apicomplexa, Aconoidasida, Haemosporida, Plasmodiidae. Gene Ontology annotation, biological process: nuclear envelope organization; lipid homeostasis.